AUGCACUCCGUCAAACGGCUCGGCUUCCUGGCGGUAGUGGCCUGCUGUACUUUACUCGGUCCCUUGUUUUUUGGAUACCACUUUUCGACGAUUCGUGACAGCUCUUGGGAGUAUCUCGAUGCUGUCUCGAGUGGUCACCUCACCAAGAGUGGUGAGCAGACUAAGCAUUUCCAUCUAGUCCUACCCGCUACCGGCCCGAACGAUCAGUUCUGCAAGCUCCUGCUCAGUGCCGGCAUCACUGGGUACCCCGAACCUAUCUUCGUCGGCUGGGCUGGCCAUGGCGUAUACAAUGGUACCGAGAGCCAUCUGUUCAAGAUCACCGAGACGUUGGCCUACCUGAGGUCGCUGCCUCCGUCAGCAGAUGAUGACCUUGUGCUCAUCCUGGAUGCAUAUGACAUCUGGUUGCAACUCAGGCCUGAUGUGUUGAUCGGCCGCUACUUCGAGGUCCUCCGCAAGAACGAUAAGCGCGUCAAGGCAGAGGGCAUCUAUGGCAAGCAACAUGGUGGUGCUGUCAUCAAACACAGCAUAGUACAAGGUCCUGAUAAGAUCCACUGGCCUCAAGGGGACCAAGACGCCGCUACCUGGGCUGUGCCUGAAUCACCUCUGCCACGGAAUGCCUUUGGACCUCUCACCGAUACAGAUAUGUUCACGGCGCGGCCGAGAUGGCUCAACAGCGGUACCAUCAUGGGACCUGUCAAGGACAUGAGAGACUACUUCUCAGCGACUGUGGAUAUGCUGAGUAGGAAAUACGAUUCGACCUGGCAGUUUCGUAACAGUGACCAGUACUACUUCGCAGAGGUAUGGGCCGAACAGGAGGUAAUAAGGCUACAGUUACGCGACGGCGAAAACUUCACAGCUCCGAUCGUCAGUGGUGGAGGAAGUGGCAUCGUCCCGUUCAUCCCUGAAGGCAGAAGGACAGAGUUCGGGGUCUGCUUAGACUACGAAACCGAAAUGUUCCAAACAGCUGCAGCUUUCGAUCGACACGUCACAUGGAUGAGGUUCAACGGCUCAACACAAUCAGUGUCCGGCUAUCCUGGCGAUGCAGAAGAGAUAGGUCUCACCCUACAACAAUCGACAUCGACCAAGCGCAUCGACCAGUGGGUCCUACAGAACGACACGCUGAGAAGCGACGGCCCCUGGUCAGCAGCAGACCCCAAAGAUCUUCCCGGCAUCGAUGAAGGCAGCUCAUGGGAAGAUGUUAUGCUCGGGGUCAACGUCGUCACCCAGAUAGCCUUCCCACUCUUCCACAUAACAGGCGACAAAUCCCUACGCGACCGCUGGUGGCCGCGGAUGUGGUUUCAUCCCUGGAGUGAGCAGCUUCUCAAAGCCGCAAAGCGGAAGCAGGCAAAUAGUGAAGAUCCUAGCACUUUCUUGGUCCAGAAUGGCGUGCGGUACAAGCAAGCGAGACCGGAUGGGAAAGAGUCGUACGGGGGUCCUGGGGCUGAUGAGAAAGGUGGCGCGUGGAUAGCUGAUGGGGAGUAUGUGCCCUGGAGGGAUAUGUGUACACAGUUUGAGGAUCAGAUCUUUUUGAAGCAUAUGGAAGGUCUGCCCUAG
Molecule: messenger RNA, 1554 nt
Organism: Fulvia fulva
Lineage: Eukaryota; Fungi; Ascomycota; Dothideomycetes; Mycosphaerellales; Mycosphaerellaceae
Exons: 1
Coding region: 1-1554 (517 amino acids)
Source: RefSeq, a predicted model, not a curated record